Messenger RNA from Hyaena hyaena (striped hyena), 1826 nucleotides. RefSeq names its product claudin-4. NCBI's taxonomy places the organism in Eukaryota, Metazoa, Chordata, Mammalia, Carnivora, Hyaenidae. Gene Ontology annotation, cellular component: bicellular tight junction; plasma membrane. Gene Ontology annotation, biological process: bicellular tight junction assembly; cell adhesion. The coding region runs from base 405 to 1034 and encodes 209 amino acids. The record is from RefSeq and is a predicted model, not a curated record. Gene Ontology annotation, molecular function: structural molecule activity. The transcript has a single exon.
CUCCAGGAUCCUGACUCAGGGGCCCAGGGUUGAGGCCUGGAAGGGCCUUUGUUGGCCCUGACUCAGGAAUCCAGAGAAACUGGUCAGGGGAAGUCUCCAGGGACAGAAACGCCUCCCUCUGCUCCCGCCUCCCCCUCCCCCUCCCCAUGGAGCCAUAUAACUGCGCCAGUCUCCAGUCUGACAGCCAGCUGCUGAGCGGAACAGGUCAGGUCACACGCUCCGCUGGUACUUCUGACUCUGGAGAGACAGGGAGCUGAUCGGAGUAUCUCUGCCUCUGGACUUGAAGUGAAAGUCUUCCCCAUUGACGCGGAGGGUCUGUCCUCAGCGCUUGGAUUCCUACAGCCCCUGCCCAGGGCCGGAUCCCCACAGCCUUCCGGAUCCUAGACGCCAGCAGACGCCGAGCCAUGGCCUCCAUGGGACUGCAGGUGAUGGGCAUCGCGCUGGCCGUGCUGGGCUGGCUGGGCGCCAUACUGAGCUGCGCGCUGCCCAUGUGGCGCGUGACGGCCUUCAUCGGCAGCAACAUCGUCACGUCGCAGACCAUCUGGGAGGGCCUGUGGAUGAACUGCGUGGUGCAGAGCACCGGCCAGAUGCAGUGCAAGGUGUACGACUCGCUGCUGGCGCUGCCGCAGGACCUGCAGGCGGCCCGUGCCCUCAUGGUCAUCUGCAUCAUCCUGGCCGUGCUGGGCGUGCUGCUGUCCGUGGUGGGCGGCAAGUGCACCAACUGUGUGGAGGACGAGAGCGCCAAGGCCAAGACCAUGGUUGUGGCAGGCGUGGUGUUCCUGAUGGCCGGCCUGCUGGUCAUGGUGCCGGUGUCCUGGACGGCCAACAAUAUCAUCCGGGACUUUUACAACCCGCUGGUGCCCUCGGGCCAGAAGCGGGAGAUGGGCGCCUCUCUCUACGUCGGCUGGGCCGCCUCGGGCCUGCUGCUGCUCGGUGGGGCCCUGCUGUGCUGCAAUUGCCCACCGCGCACCGACAAGCCCUACUCCGCCAAGUACUCCGCCGCCCGCUCCGCCCCCGCCAGCAACUACGUGUAAGGGGCCGCCACUCAGCUCUGUUUCCGGGCUUUGUUUCUCCCUGGACUGAAGGCGCAGCCCGUGACCCCAGGAUGUUCCUUGCCACGGGCCGCAGGCUGCGCAAGCAGGGACUCAGCCGGGCCACUGGCUGGCAGCCCUCGGCCCCCUUGGACACCUACGCAGAGCCUCCUCUACGCCGCCGGCAAGGAUGGACAGAGACUUCUGUGUUGGCCUCGUCUGGCCCCGGGGAUACAGGAGAAGGGGCAGAAGGAGAGGGGGCAGAAGUCACAGGGUGUGGCGGUGGAGGGGGGAGCUGACUCCUGCUGGUCAGAAGAGCUCGCCCUGAAUUUGCUUGCGCUCUGCCUCCGAGGGGGUGCCCCACUCCUGUGUUGGCUGGCGCCUCACUCACCCACCUGCCCGUGGAGCAGAGUUGACGGACGGGUUUAGACGGGAGGGGUGAAGGUGCUACAAACUGGUUUGGGUGGUGGUGGGGGAGGAGACCAUGGAGGCCGCCCAGGCUACCCGCCCCCCCCCCGCCCCCACCCUGCAGCCUCAGGGCUCUGCCUCAGCAGCCUCUGCAGGAGGACCCUGGGCCUCUUGUGACUGGCCACGUCUGGAUUCACUGCCCCUGCCAAGGUCACUGGGCAUCCUGGGGAGGGCCGGGGGGGAAACGGUCUUUCUCUGGCCUUCAUUCCCAGGAAGUCCUGGACCUUUUCCCCUGCCUUGUCUCCGGUUUCUGUUUUAUAACUUAAUAUCUGUUUAUCACAGUAAUUACUAUAAUUUUCUACAAUAAAUGGGACCCGUGCACAGGAA